UUUGCGUUAACAAAGACUGUCCGAGACGCAUGCAUAACAAGUCAACCACGUCAAAUCGAGACCAAAAUGGUGCGUUAAACAUUGCUCUGAUAGGAUUCUCAGCAUUAGUUUCAGAAGAUGGUCUUACUCUCCCACCUUUCCGCCGUGGUGUAAAUAAUCCAAAUAAGUUUAACUUAUCAAAUAAUCUCAUGCAAGCCAGAUUAGCUAUGCAAGGAUCUCCGGGUGAGCCGGUAACUAAUUUUUCUCUGUGACUUGUCACCCCAGACAUGUUGCCUGAGCCAAAAAUAUAAAUCACAGUUUUCCUUUUUUUCCCUUUUUUUAUUUAAAAAUUAAAUUAAAUAAAUGUCUAAGUUCUCUAACGUCUCGGUCGAACAGCUCAUUACGCCAACAGAAAGAAAGGAUGCUUUAAAAGUUCGUAUCGCCGUGUUUGUAGAUGAACAGAAAUAUUCGAUGGAAAGUGAAUUAGACAGUUAUGAUGAUGUCUCUGAGCACUGGGCUGCAUAUUGUGACGAGACAAAUGAAGAUGGCUCGAUUAGAAAGCAUGUUCCUGUCGGCACCAUUCGUUUGAUCCCUCAGCCACAACACGUUGCCAAAUUAGGUCGUUUGGCUGUGCUCAGUUCUGCUCGCGGACUUCACAUUGGCCAAAAGCUUGUCAAAAGCUUUAUUCAGCACUGCAAGGACAAUGGUUUCCAUAGUAUUGUUUUACAUUCACAAUACCCUAGACGUGGAUUUUACGCCAAGCUUGGAUUUGUUAUUGAAGAAGGCGAUGAAAUCUUUGACGAGGAUGGAACUCCUCAUAUUCGUAUGUGGUUGCGUAAUAUUUAGACUAAAUGGUAGUAUAAUUAAAAGCAGUAAUUUAUUUA
Messenger RNA from Mucor mucedo, 863 nucleotides. RefSeq names its product acyl-CoA N-acyltransferase. The transcript is spliced from 3 exons. Gene Ontology annotation, molecular function: N-acetyltransferase activity. The record is from RefSeq and is a predicted model, not a curated record. Lineage: Eukaryota; Fungi; Mucoromycota; Mucoromycetes; Mucorales; Mucoraceae. Bases 343 to 825 code for a protein of 160 amino acids.